Messenger RNA from Microplitis mediator, 2665 nucleotides. RefSeq names its product transcription factor MafA (gene tj). Gene Ontology annotation, cellular component: nucleus. The record is from RefSeq and is a predicted model, not a curated record. Gene Ontology annotation, biological process: regulation of transcription by RNA polymerase II. Gene Ontology annotation, molecular function: RNA polymerase II cis-regulatory region sequence-specific DNA binding; DNA-binding transcription factor activity, RNA polymerase II-specific. Lineage: Eukaryota; Metazoa; Arthropoda; Insecta; Hymenoptera; Braconidae. The coding region runs from base 933 to 2261 and encodes 442 amino acids. The transcript has 4 exons.
GGUCCAAACUUACCCUCCCACUCUAUAUCUAUAUUCUUAACAGCACAUACACACUAUCAUCACACUGACAACACAAAUACCUGUGAGCUUAAACCCAUUUCCUAUCUCUUACCUUAACUCUGGCGAGUUCAUUUUUCGUAAACUCAUACUCGGCCCCGGGGCUCUGGUCUUGCUCAUUUUAAGACGUACAUUUUAUCAAGCUCUCGCUCUUUUCAGCUAGUGUUAAUAAAUAUAUGUAUAUAUGUAUAUGUAUAUACAUAUAAAUAUGUUGUUGUACGGUGGGACGUAUGUACGAAUGGGAAAAUACCCAGUCGAGGAGGUGCGAAUCCACUUUCAGUGACCGGCCAGCUAAUCGGACAGAUCUCCUCGAUCGUUUCGUGUCUGACAUCUACUUUAUUUUUUUUACGCUUAUUUUUUACCGCGAAUUGUAAAACCGAAUGACGCGAUGAUUGAUCAGGGUGAUGACAUUUAAGUGGAUUUUUAUUUUUUAAUUUUUACCGGGAAAAUUUUAUAUUUUUUUGAAUUUAAAUUUGUGAAUUUAAAUAGUGAAUUUCCAAAAUUGUGCAAUGGGAUUUAUUAUGAUUAUGAUUAUAAUUAAUUAAUGUGGCUUUAAGUGACGUGCAAUUGCGUAAGAAAGUGUUCGUAUUCAGACACAGGAUUUAAAAAUUAAUAAAUAAAUAAAUUGAUGUAGUCAGUAAUUGGGACUGAAGUUAAAAAAAGUCAGCAAGACGCCACAGAUAAGAGUACCGAGUUGUGUAGAAGCCGCCGAAGAGAGUAGUGGUGGUGGUGGCGGUGAAGAAGACGUAUCAUUAAACGUAAGUGAUAACAAAGUAAAUCCUGGUGAGAAGCCGGGUCCUUAUGUCACUACUGCAGCCUCCGCGGUAGAGACAACGGCCGCGGAACAAGUAACUGUUGAGGUCGACGAGGUCAAGAUGGAAGAAGAGGACCACCUAGCAAGGGAAUACGUCCAGGAAUUUGUUCUCGAUCAUCUCGAUCCCGCCGACGUUAAGCGCGAGGUACGACUAAGCUCACCGGCGAUGAUGGUGAACGGUAACAUCGCGGGCCAGAUCGCGGGUCUGGCGUUAGCUCCAUUGACUCCCCCGGCCCAUGAGCUAGAGCAGCCGCAUCCUUUGUACGGUCAGCCGCACAUACAAGUGCAGCACGGAGUCCUGGUUAAAGCACCCCCGGGAGUUGCCACUCACUUGACUACUCUGUCCCAUCCGGGAACGCCGCCGGACACUCCGCCAGUCUCGGCCUCGCCGCCUCCGCUCCAGCAGCAUCAUCGCAAUGACCGCGAUCUGCGUAACGAGAAGACCGGGUUUCUGUUGAAUCUUCAGCAGCAACAGCAUCAGCAGAUACCCCAGGAUGCGGACAUGCACCAGAUGAAUGGCGGAAUGGGAUGGCUGACCCAGUCCUUGAGACAAGAACCUUUGGACUUGAGGCCCCAUUGCCCUCAAGAACAAACUCCUGAACCACCUCCGGAAAGUUGGUCUUCCGGUCAUCAUCAUUUUCAAGAGUUGCAACACUUACCCAGGCAUAUCAGACAUGGAGCUCCAUAUAUCACGAUGUCAGACUGCUAUGGUCCAGGAUCAGGACCAGGAAAUGGAAUUUUACCUCCAAGCAGUGGAAUUCUUAACGGAAUGGACGACAGCAUGCACACGAUGUCAAUGCAACCAGGACGACCACUGAGUGUAUGCUCAGCAAAUUCUUGUGGUCCCGGCGGUCACAGUCCCGUCCAUCGUUCCAGCGGUCACUAUUUGAACUGCAACAGCAGCAGCUCUCAAGAUGACCUGAUGAAUGACGAGGUCCUGAUGUCGCUGUCCGUUCGCGAACUCAAUAAGCGACUGCACGGCUGCCCAAGGGAGGAGGUGAGUAAGAUCGUGCGACUGAAGCAGAAGCGACGGACGCUUAAGAAUCGCGGGUACGCGCAAAAUUGCCGAAGCAAACGACUGCAGCAGCGACAUGACUUGGAAACGACCAAUAGCACUUUGAAGAUCGAGUUGCAGGAAAUAAAAAUAAAAAAUGCCCAACUGACCCAAGAACGCGACAUGUAUAAGCAGCGGUACGAAAUUUUGCGCGCGAGGUGCAGUCAAAAUCACGGUAACCAUGGGACUCAUGGUACUCAUGGUAGCCAUGGUAAUCAUCAUCAGACGACGCCCCAGUCACAGACCACCGGACAAAUGUCGAACCAACAUCAGCACCAGGGGCCAGGACACCAUCAACAUCAACCAGCACCUGGAAGUCCUGAAGUUUAUCUGUGACAUCGGCGACGCGCCGGCGCCUGUUGGACUUAGGGUAAUUAAUAUUAAUUAUUAAUCAUUUAUUUUAUAGAUAAGUUUAUAAAGUGAUGUGAGCUAUAGAACUCUUGUGGAUUAAGUGCAAUCGAUUGAUUUUCAUUUCCUUUUUUUUAUAUAUAAAUAUAUGAAUAUAAAUAUAUUUAGCAAUAGGAUUUAAUUGGUGCGUUUAUAAUUGAAUUAUUUUUUUUUAAUAGUGAUUAAGUUUAAUUACUAUGGAAUAAUGAGGGGAUAGAUGAGCAGGGGCAAAAUGAGCAGGUCUAAUUUUGGUUAAAAAAAAAAAUUUGAAAAAAUGCGCGAAUUAAUAAAUUUUUUGAAAAAAAAUUUAUUGUGAUCGCAGUCUAAGUAAAAAAAAAAGUGAAAUUUGAAAA